This is a messenger RNA of Amoebophrya sp. A120, 256 nucleotides long. The record is from the annotation of a GenBank genome assembly. NCBI's taxonomy places the organism in Eukaryota, Dinophyceae, Syndiniales, Amoebophryaceae.
CUCAGAUCUGAAUUCACCAGGAAGAAGUUCUGGGACAGAACCGACUGGCGAAAACCAGCAACCGCAGCAUUUUACAACAAGUACGGGAACCGGAACGGCAGACACCGAUCGGACAAAUAAGACGACAUUUGCGCAGGGCCACGGCACUCCAACUUCCGGAAGUACUGCUUCCGGUGGAGGCAGCGCCUCUUCAACUUUCUUUUCCACCGAAGCAGGAAGAAACGACGGCACAAAUCAUGAUUUACGGUGUGCGGAC